Spirometra erinaceieuropaei is the source of this 534-nucleotide messenger RNA. The record is from the annotation of a GenBank genome assembly. Lineage: Eukaryota; Metazoa; Platyhelminthes; Cestoda; Diphyllobothriidea; Diphyllobothriidae.
AUGUGCCAGGAAAUGCGGACCCACCUCUACACUACAUUCGUGGACUUGGCGAAAGCCUUCGACACGGUAAAUCGCGAUAAACUUUGGAAAAUGAGGCAGAAAUUUGGCUGUCCGGAACACUUCACGCACAUUGCGCUUCAGCUCCAAGACGGGAGAAUGGCUUGCGCCAUGGACAAUGGGACCACCUCAAAAGAAUAUGCAGUGACCAAUGGGGUGAGGCAGGGCUGUGUACUGGCCCCCACCAUGACUUCUGUCAUGCUGAUGGACGUCUACUGUGGUGAGUGUCCCGGCAUCCGAAUUACCUACAGGACCGAUGUGCAUCUUUCUAACAGCCGGCACAGUGAAGCCUCAACACGUCUCCCCACGACUGCUGUUCACGAUCUGCUCUUCGCUAAUGACUAUGCGGUCGGCACCACGACAGAAGCAGACAUGCAAAACAACAACCCCAACUGCUGCCUCCACAAUCGUAUACAACGUCUCCCCUGCACCAACUCCCACGGCGUCCACGACGUCGAACUCCUUAACCACAGGUGA